This is a messenger RNA of Clunio marinus, 9666 nucleotides long. The record is from the annotation of a GenBank genome assembly. NCBI's taxonomy places the organism in Eukaryota, Metazoa, Arthropoda, Insecta, Diptera, Chironomidae.
UCAUUUUCCAUUCUGUCAUCGAGUGAUAACAUUCGUUCUAUUUUUUCUCGAGUUUAUGCAGAGGAAAAAAAAGUUAUUAACAUGGUAAUUGUGAAAUGGAAUUGAAAGAACUGCGAAUAAUUCGCUGUGUCAUUGCUGUGCAAGAAUAAAAACUACUCGAAAUCGUCUCCGAUUAAUGUAAAGUCGAUGAAUUUAAUUUAACAGAGAAAAAAAAACUCGGAAAAAAAAUCUUAUCAGAAAUCUUAAGAAGAGGAAGAAAAAAAAAUUAAAGCUGAAAGUGAUAGCAGAUUAUUCCUUUAGAUGAUGCAGAAUCAGUGUGUAAUAAAGUAGAAAAAAGUAUCGUAUAAAGGGAGUAAAGUGAAGAUGAUGUGAAAAAGUCUCUCGAUGGUAAAAGAAAUAAAUUAAUUAUUCAGAAAUCUCACUUUAUUCAUCUUAAGGAAUAUUGUAUUAAAGAGAAUCUUCUCAAGCAUUUCCAGUGCUGAUAUUAAAAAGCAAAAUCAUUUCGCGGUAUCACUUCUCACUCGUUGACAAUGUCUCAUGUUUGUUGCGCAAAAUAAGUGAAUAAAAAAAACACAACAUCAGCAAGAAGAAAUAAUAAAAACGAAUCGAAUUCCGCGAGAAGAAAUAUUUAUGUAACCUAUUUGCUGAGUGUGUAAAAAAAUUAUUUUUUUUGAAGCGCAAGUUGGCAAUAAAAUUUGUUUUUAUUGCAAGUGGAGGAAUUUCAUAUUUUCAUUGUUGUUAUUGGAGUUUGAAAAAUUGGAAACAGAACUUAGAAAAUUGAGCGAUUCGUUUUUUCUUUUUAAUUCCUGCUCGCCAUCGUCAUCCGUGCGAAAUAUUUGAAAUCAUGAGGGAAAUCCGCGGCCAUUUGUGAGAUUUUAUGACCGUCGUUUGACUACAACAAAAAAAAAGAAGAAACUGAGAGAAAGAAUUAAUUAAAUUUCUUUUUUAUUUUGUUUUGAAUUUAAUGAGCUACUUUUGCUCGUAAAUGUGCAAUAUCUUUUUUGUGUAACUCUCCUUCAUUCACCACCAAGAUCGUUUCUUUCUUCAUCUCGUGAAUGAUAAAACGAUACUUUCGUUCAACGUAAAAUGAUAAAAAAGAAAAUUUUAAAUUAAAAACUUCAUCCAAAGCUGUAAAAUAAAUAACGACGAGAACAACAUGGCAGCAUCAGCAUUGACAACAGCAACAGCAGCUGCUUUGACAUCGACACUACCUGAUAACACGCCCAAAUCGAAUCAGCAAAGUCCUCGUAACACAGCAGCAGCUUCUUCCGUAGCUGUGCGAGCUGGUGCUGUAGAAGUCUCAAAAGCACUUCAGGAAGGAGAAAAGUUCAUUAAAUGGGAUGAGGAUCCCGGCCCGGGAACGCCCGUUACUUUGAGGGUAGACAAACAGGGAUUUUAUCUUUAUUGGCUUGACCAGAAUAAUGAAAUGGAUUUACUUGAUAUUGCUACUAUUCGUGACGUUAGAACAGGACAAUAUGCUAAAAAGCCAAAGGAUCUCAAGCUAAGACAAAUCGUAACCAUGGGAUCUCAAGAUACACUCGAAGAGAAAACUGUGACGGUUUGUUAUGGCUCCGACUUUGUAAAUGUUACAUUCAUAAAUUUCUGCUGUACGAGAAAAGAUAUCGCACAGCAAUGGUGCGAUGAAUUAGUGAAGUUGGCCUACAAUCUUACACAACUCAAUGGCUCUGCGACGAUGUUUCUACAAAAAGCUCACGUCAAAUUGAGCUUGCAAGUUGACAAAUCUGGAAAGAUUCCGGUAAAAAACAUCAUGAAAUUAUUUGCGUCACAUAAGGACGAUAGACGUCGUGUAGAGAAGGCACUUGAAGUAUCGGGACUUCCAAUCGGGAAAACUGAUGCAAUUCCACUUCAAAAGCUUCAGUUUGAAGACUUUUUCAAUUUGUAUAAGAAUCUCACAGCAAGGACGGAAGUUGAGAAGCUUUUUGAUGAAAUUGUUGGCACAUCAAAAAGACGAAUCAUGUCAACAGCACAACUAGUCGAUUUUCUGAAUAAAACGCAACGAGAUCCGAGACUGAAUGAAAUUCUUCAUCCUUAUGCGAAUCCAGCUCGCGCAAAAGAUCUCAUUCAACAAUACGAACCAAACAAGUUCAACGCCCAGAAAGGUUUACUCAGUUUCGAUGGAUUUUUAAGAUAUUUGAUGUCAGACGAUAAUCCGAUCAUGGCUAGUAACAAAUUAGAGUUGUGUGAUGACAUGGAUCAACCGUUAUCACAUUAUUUUAUUAAUUCAUCCCACAAUACAUAUUUAAUUGGACACCAAAUUACUGGCAAAAGCUCGGUGGAAAUUUAUCGUCAAACUUUGUUGGCUGGCUGUCGCUGUGUCGAGUUGGACUUUUGGAAUGGACGCACAGAAGAACCAGUUAUCGUUCAUGGUUACACAUUCGUACCCGAAAUUUACGCUAAAGACGUAUUAGAAGCAAUUGCAGAAAGUGCAUUUAAAACAUCCGAAUUCCCUGUGAUAUUGAGCUUUGAAAAUCACUGCAAUCCGAGGCAACAGGCUAAAAUAGCAAAUUAUUGCCGUGAUAUAUUCGGUGAUAUGUUGUUAGAUCAACCGCUAGAUUCGUUUCCACUUGAACCUAAUGUUGAACUACCUCCGCCAUCAACUUUGAAGCGUAAAAUUAUAAUUAAGAACAAGAAGAAGCAUCAUCAUCACCAUCAUCACCAUAAAAAAUCGUCCCAUAGUCAAGCAUCAACACAACCCGAUAAGCAACAGCCGCCCACAAUCGAUGAAAAUUGUGCAACUGGUAGUAACAAUUCUCAUCAACAGACGGGCAAUGGUGAUAUUCCACAACAUGCGCCUCCACUUCAGCAAAUACGUCAGAGUUCAAAAGAAAGCACUGGAUCAUCUGAUACUGACAGCUCAAGCGAAGACGAAUCGAUUCAGGCAACGUCAUCUGGUCCACCGGAGCCAAACGACAAAGUUCAGCAAGCGAAGGAGACUGAAGCAGGUGCUGAAAUUUCGGCGCUUGUCAACUAUGUUCAACCGGUGCACUUCAGUAGUUUCGAGAAUUCUGAGAAAAAAGGAAGAUGCUAUGAAAUGUCAUCAUUUGAUGAGAAGCAAGCGACAGCACUUUUGAAAGAACGUCCAAUAGAAUUUGUCAACUAUAAUAAGCACCAAUUAUCUCGGGUUUAUCCAGCUGGCUAUCGCUUUGACAGCUCGAAUUUCAUGCCACAACUAUUCUGGAAUUGUGGUUGUCAAUUGGUUGCUUUGAAUUAUCAAACACUUGAUCUGGGAAUGCAAUUGAAUGUAGGAAUAUAUGAAUAUAAUCAACGUUGCGGAUAUCUCUUAAAACCUGAAUUUAUGCGUCGCAAAGAUCGUCGAUUAGAUCCAUUUGCGGAAAGCACGGUUGACGGCAUUAUUGCUGGCACUGUUUCCAUAACAGUUCUCUCCGCACAAUUUCUAACUGAUAAGAAAGUCGGCACUUAUGUUGAGGUGGAUAUGUUUGGACUUCCAGCUGACACAGUUCGAAAGAAAUUCCGAACAAGAAUUGUACGUGAGAACAGCUUGAAUCCGGUUUAUGGCGACGAGCCUUUUGUUUUCAAGAAAGUUGUGUUGCCGGAGCUUGCAAGCAUUCGUGUUGCGGCGUAUGAAGAGAAUGGAAAGUUUCUCGGUCAUCGAGUACUGCCUGUCAUUGGUCUUUGUCCUGGUUAUCGUCAUUUGACACUUCGUAACGAGCUCGGUCAACCCGUGCCCUUAUCAACGCUUUUCCUUUGCAUUGUGGUUAAAGAUUACGUUCCUGAUGGUCUCUCAGAUUUUGCUGAAGCUCUUGCCAAUCCAAUUAAAUAUCAAAGCGAUCUGGAGAAAAGAUCUCAACAGUUAGCAGUGUUGCAAGAAGACAUGGAGCCAAGUGAAGACGAUGGCACUGGGAAUUGCUCCAUUGGGACAUUGAAGAAGGAAAUUAAACCGUCAGAUACAGCUUCAAGUAGCCCUAAGCAUCGUCCAAGUGUUGGGACAAAUAAUCAGAUAAAUGCAGAGCCAUCAUUUGAUCAGACUUUCGUCGAUAAUAACGUUGCUAGUGGUGGUAAUCCACUUCCAAUUCAACAACCAACUGUUGAAAUGACAAAAGCUGCGACACUUCCACGAACUCAACCUGAUAUCACAUCAAACGAAGCUGAUGAGAUUGUUGCUGAAACACUUGAGAAGAUUUUUGAGCACAAAUCGAUUAGAGAAAAGCGUGAAGCAUUGGAGAAGAAGAUUCGUGGUUUAAAGAAGAGUCACGAUAAGAAAAAGGUCGAAGUGAUGCAGAAUGAGAUAAGUGAAGGGAAAAAGUCGUCAAUAUUUUCAAGCAAUCGAUUGGUGAAGCGACUGAGUAGCAAAAAUAUGGACGUUAACAUUCCAAUACCGCCGUGCGCAUCGUUGAACAGCGAUGACUCCAAUGAUCGUUUGGCAAAUGUUUGUCGAGACCAUGCUGCGACUUAUCGUGAAACUCUUGAGAAGUAUUAUGAGUCGAUGUUCUCGUUGGCUGAUGAUAUUCUAAGAAAAUCACAAGACCGUCAAAUGCUGCAAUUGAAAAAGUUGAUGGAAAAAGAAACAAGCGAAGUGAUGCGACAACUUCAGCAUUCUAGGAAGUCUGAGGUGAAGCAACUGGCUUUAGUUCAUAAGGACAAAGAUGAACUUGAGAGAAUGAAACGUGAAGUUGAUUCGACUUUGGUUGAGAAAGGAGUUGCUGAAAGAGUGCGAUUAACAGCAAGUUAUGAGAAAAGACGCGAUGAUCUUCAAAAGCAACACGAUUCAGUUCGAACGACUUUGAAUGAUCAAAAAGAGAAAAUUAAAUCUAUGCUUGAAAAAGACGUCAAUAAUCAAGUUUGCAUAUCGUCGGAAUCGUCAAUGAACUUCUUCAAUGCUCUCAUUCCACCAACUUCAAUCAGUAGCAUAAGUUUAUCAACAGAUGCUUCGAGCGGCAACCUUAACGACGUUCAAGCGAGUACAAAUUGCUUUAAAACUUAACUUAAUUAAAAAUAAUGAUGAUGGGGAAAAAGAAGAAUAAGAAAAAUACUUAAAAGUCUAUUUAAUGAAAAAAGAAAUGAUUUUUGAUUUCUUUUAUGGACAAUUCUUUGUUUCGGAAAAUGUUUUUUGUAUCGCAAAAACCAAUUGCAUAAAAUGCGAUACAACAAAUUUCCUAAAUGGCCUAAGAUGAAAAAAUGAAAUGAAAAUUCCUUUAAAUAAGAAACAAAAGAAAAAAAGAAAAUUGUGCAAGGAAAGAAAAACUCAUAAGACAUUAAAAGAAAAAAGGUUGUUGUUGUUGUUUGAAACUUUUACUCUUAUUGAAAAAGAAAAUUGUUGGAAAUGAAAAUCUUUUUUAGUAUUGGGAGUUGUACGUAAAUGACGCGAAAUUUUCCAGCAUGACUUAAUUAAAAUUUGAAAUAAAAUUUAAUGAAAGCAAUUAAAAUAUUUCGGUAAUUAAAUUUUCAUUUUUCUCGUCAUCGUGAAAGCUUUUUAAAUGUAAAACAUUUGCAUAAUUUAUGAUCGUCUCCCAAUACUUUUCGCUUCUAACAUUGAAUUAACAAAUUUUAAUGGAAUUGAUAUUCGAUAAAAAAAUUGGUAAAAGAAGGAAAAGUCUUUGUUCACUUUCAAGAAGCGAGGAAAGUGUUUCUACGAAAGGGGAAAAGUCGCUCGCGUAAACCUGUUGUUGGAGGGUUCGUUCAGUUCAUUUAUUUCAAUGAAAAAAAGAGACGAGAAAGUCGAUGAAUGAGGAAGCUUUUAAUGAAAUUCUAAGUUAUAUCAAAGCACACUUAAUUAGAAUUGAUUACAAAUUUGCCACACCGUAUCAAACGACAAUAAAAGAUUGAUUUUUAUGACGUAGGUUCACUUAACAGAGACAUUGGCGUACCAUAGAGAAGCGAACCUUUUUUUCAUUCAUUAAUGAAAUUAUUUUCCAUUGACGCAUGUAAUUUAUUUAAUAAAAAAACAUCCCUCUUAACUUUCAUAUCACAAAGAAAAGCAGCAUGAAAGCUUCUUAUUUAUUUUAUUGACUACUUUUCUAGUAUUUUGAUGCUUUAAUCGAAAAGCUCAUUUACAAAAAGAAAUUUGUUUAUGGAACAGCAAAAGAGAAAAAAAAUAUUUUUAUCUUUAGACAUAAUUCAGAUCUCUAAAAGAAGGUUCAAGGCAAAUGAAAAUUUAAAUUCCACUUGAAUGUUGUUUAUGUUUUAAUAAAUUAUUUAUGUUUCUUCAUUGUAAUUCCUUUCAAUGUUUUUUAACAAGCGCACGCGAAGAUAUUUCUCAGAAGUUGAUUUUUAAAUAAGAAAGAUAGAGAGAGAGAGAAGGGAAGAGUUUAUGUCGCUUCCUCCAAUGAUUUAUGAAGAUGUAACUGUAAAAUGAACCCCUGUUUAUGCUUAUAUACAUAUAUAUAUAUGUAACUUAAAAACAACAUGAAGAAAAAUUUGGAUAAAGAAGAGCUUAGAGAAAGGAAAGAUCUUCACUGAUGAGUGAAAUGUUUACAAAAGAAUUCAUUCUUCAGUUUUUCUGCUUUCAAAUGAAAAUAAUACAUAAAAUAUUCAUAUUCACAUGCUCGAGUGCUUAGCAUUAGUGUGAAUGAAUUUAAACAUUUAAUUCUUGUGGUGCAAAAAAAACUUUCAUUGUUUGUAAAAGAAGAAAAAAAGAAAGGAAGGACUUCCCAGAAUGGAGUGGAAUGUAAUUGUAAUUCAGACAUUAAAUUGUGAAACCUAGAGACGACAAAUUUUAAUUACAACAUUCGAAUGACAAGAACCUUUUACAAUAUCAUUUUCGUUCCAUUAAAAUUGAAAUGCGCACUCAACUGUAGAGUUUAAUUAUUCCAAUUUAUUUCCUUAUCUAAGUGUUUUCUGUGUGUGUGAGUGUGUUUUAAGAAUAAGUUUUAUCAGCUGGAUCUGAUGAGAAACUCGACGUUUUCCCAUGAAAGCCAUCUCUACUUUAAGCAACAAUAUCAUUUGGUAAAUGAUGUGAGAAGUGGGAAAAAGCUUAAAAGAUAUAUUUAAUGCGUCGUCUGGAGUUUCCUUUUGUGACUUAAAUUUUUAUUGAAACCAUUGAAUGGUCUUCUGUUUGGAUUAACUUGAAAUGAAGGAAUUAACACAAUGGAAAAAGCAUUAAAUAUUGUAGCAGUAUGGAGAGCUAUUUCACACUAAAUGUAUGAUAAAAUGAUAAAAAGCUCUCAAUAUUGUGAUGCAAGGAAUCGUUCAUAAGUUAAGUAUUCAUCACUACUUAAAUUUGAAUCUCAUCAAAUGUAAAUUAAAAAAUAUAAAAAAUGUUCGAAUCUCUUGCAAAUCUUCCUCAACAUACUUGACUGAUGAAUGAAUCCUUGCAUCAAAAAAAAACUUAAUAAAAAUUUGUAAAGGAAAUGAAAUUUUGAAAUGCAACGCACUUUUCGAAUUGAUGUUGUAGAUGAAAUAAAAAUAGAAAUUUAAGAUAAGUUCAAGAACUCCAAACUUUGAAUUGAUGUAAAUUUUUUGAUGAAAGUUUCCAACUUUCUGCAUGAACUUUAAUAAAAUUUAAAUACAUUUAAAUGAGGAAGAAAAUCAAAAGUUAAAUAAAUUGUUUCACUUAAUAAAAGAAAAGAAAAACUUUGAAGAAAACAUAUUUCCUUAAACAUGUUGACAAUCAUUAAUUAAUGAAAAAAGAAAGAAAAGAAAUGUUCAUGAAUUAAAUUCUUAAAUACUUAGCAAGUAAGAUUGACAAAAACUUUUUGUUUGUUUUUCUUUUCUCUCGAAAUGAAAUAUCACAGAAAAUUCAUCGUUAAAGAUAGAAAACUUAAAUUAAUGGAAAAAAAAUUUGUAAAUAUGAAAAAUUGUUGAAUCAAUGACCACGGUCGGAAAUUAACAUUAUUGAAUGGUAAAGUUCAGAGGUUACAUGAAAAGAAAUAAAAUAUUACUGACAAAUAUAAUCUGAAAAGCGACUCUAACACUAGUUUCUCAUCCACAUGGAGAAAAUCCAUUAAUCAAAGAGAAUGAACUCAUUUGCACCCACUCACAGUCUAUGUACUCAAUAAACAUAAAUAGAAAGUCAUGAAAAAAUAUUGGAACAUGCCUUAAAAACAAUACAAACAUAAAUUUUCAGUUGCUCGCUUAUACGGUAAACUAUCCGAGUUUCAUUCGAAAAUAUGGAAAAGCAAAACAACAAAUUAUAAAUUAGCCAACUUCUCGAUGUUGCAAAAUAUUUAUUGUUUUAAAUUUCGUGUCCGAAAUGUCAACGUGAGUUAUUAUUUGCUCUUGCCUUGGAUGUCGUUUUAGUUUUUUUGGCUAUUUAUUCAAAGCUUUCAAAUGAAAAUAUAAAAAAAAGAGAAGCUUUUUACCGCAAGUUGAUGUUGUUUCUUUUUUAUGUUCAACUUGAUUUUUUGGUUGCUACUUUCAUAUCUUUAUUCGCUCUUUUUCGGACGAGAACCACCACCAGAGUAUAAAAGAAAACAAACAUUAAAUCAUCAUUCUAUAAAUCAUAAGAAACAAUAUCGUUUAAUGAAGAUGUCUUACGAUAGACGAUAGAAAGCUUUAAAAGCUUUAUGUGAGACAUUUCUUCCUUUCGUAAAUAGGUUUUGAAGACCCCAAUGAAAAAUAUUUCAUAAACUUAAAUUUAUAAUUAAAAAAGAAAAUUAAUUGAAAUAUGUAAAUAAAGGUAGAAAAGAUGUUCAAAAGAAACAUUAAUUCAAGGUGGUUGAUAGGGCGUGGUGAAUAAUAAAAUUAGCUUAAGAAAAAUGAAAUGGAAAUGAUGAUAAGAAAAUUCUAAUAGUUCUUCAAAUGAAACAUUGGAUCCUUCUCCUUCUAAUUCCUGUUCUUUUAGAUUACGUGCCUUUUCUCAGAAAGAAAACAAAAUGAAAAUUUAUUAAAAUUUAAACAUAAAAAGAAUGAAGAACAAUUUGGAAGAAUCAUAACUCGUGAUUCCUUUUUAUGUUCGUCACUUCCUUUAGGCGAUGUUAAGAAAUUUAAUAAAUAUCUAUUGCCUCGAGUUUUUCCGUUUUAUUUUUAACUUAAAUAAAUAAAUAAACAUUUCUUCCUUCAUUCCACUCCAUGAAUUAAAACGCUUGAAAUCAAAGCUUCAUUGCUUUGCUUAAAUACUUAAAGCUUAUGUAUGUAUCUCCUUGAAAAAAACUUAAAGUUAAAAGAAAAAUUUACAUCUGUGAAUGAUUUUAUUUAUCAGCAUGUGGAAUCGAUCUGAUCUUGAUAAAAAUAGCGCAGCUGAGUGCUUCUGUAUAUUACUCAUGGAUUAAAAAAACUUUUAAUGAAUAUAUAAUAAAACUUUCCAUUAACUUUUUGGUCUCUUUGGGACGAGACAGAAUGUAAUAAAUGAACCUAAUGUAAACCACGAUGAUAUAAAUAUAAAAAAAAUGAAAAGGAAUUCUAAUCAAGAUUGAAUAUACAAAAAUAAAAUACAUGAAAAACUUUGAAACAUUUAGACAUAAAAAGAAUUGUUGUGAUUAAAAACAUUGAAACAGAAGAAAAAGUGAAUAAAAAUGAUGAAAAAAAAGAAAGAAAAUUUAUGCGUCAUUGAGAUGAAAGAGUUUUGUUUGGGGAUCAAUAGAUAAUGUUUAUGUUGGUGAAGCUGAAGUGAGUUUAAAAAGCUUUGUUUUCACAACACAUUGCAGACUUUAACAUCUUUACAAAAACCCUGUUCGUGUGAAAAGCUUUCAGGUCAACUAAAAACUUGCAAAUCUCAACAACAUUGCUUAUCUAGAUAAUAUUUUCCUA